Molecule: messenger RNA, 4029 nt
Organism: Thelazia callipaeda (thelaziosis nematode)
Lineage: Eukaryota; Metazoa; Nematoda; Chromadorea; Rhabditida; Thelaziidae
Source: the annotation of a GenBank genome assembly
AUGGAUGAAGAUCUAAGUACUGUAUAUACUCUAACAGAACAGCAUCUUCUGUCUAUUCAGCAAUUUUUCUUGUCGAGAUCAGAUGACUUCAACGAAAAUGAUGCCCAGAAAUGCAUAGCUGAUGAUUAUCAAGAUGCUAAUGCCGAUAAAAUGGAUGAAAACAAUGCGAGGAUUAAAGCUGGGAUUGCUGAUUGGACUGAUUUUGAUUCAUUUCAUAAUAAUAGUGACGAUUUGAUUCCUCCUUUCAUUAAGAAAGAGGACCAAGAAGUACUAGUAAUUGCGAAAAAUUCAACCUGGCUUCAAGGAUCAUUAAUUUCAGCUGUAGGAAUUAUGGAUUUGUUGGUAUUUGCUCACGCACAAAAAAUUAUUGUGGUUGAGAAGAACCAAACUGAUAAUACAUUUCGGACAGUUGGACAAUUUAACGUCACCGAUGAUUCUUCAUGGAAGCCUCUGACGUAUAUUCGGUGUUUAUGUGUACUACCUAUGAGUUGCACGAGAAAAACGGAGACAUGUUUGUAUGAUUGGUGUGUGAUAAUUGUUGGAUUAAGCAACGGAUAUGUUCGAUUUUUCACUGAAAGAGGCUUGCUACUGCGAUCAGAGCAUGUAGCAAAUAGUCCAAUAGAAGAAAUUCGUUUUGGUGAGUCAGUGAUGGCUGGCAAUCAAGAACUAGCAAUACUUUCACAAACUGAUUUAACUUGCAUUGAAGGACUUUCAUUAUAUGUUGCGUUGAAAGCAGCAAAAAAUCAGUUGGCACGGGGAGAAACGAAUGUACAAAAAAUUGCUGAAAGCUCCCAAUUAAACAGCACAAAAUUAAAACUCGAAUCUGACGUAAAAGUAGUCGAUUUUGGUGUUUCUGGUCCAGUUAAAGCGACGUGGUUCGAUCUUAGUAUUGCUGCUACACUUUCGUCCAAAGGUUAUGAGGCUAGGGUAGAACGGUCUUCGCUUCCGCUUUAUUCUACUUAUGUUUUUGUUGGUCAGUCGCCAUAUGUUGGCUUCGGUUGGUAUGCCUCUACGGGUUCGCAGAAUAUUUUAUCUGAUACUUUGUAUGCUCUUGGAAGUCAGCUCACAUCGUCUGUGGUAUCAAGUAUUCCAUUACUUGGCAUAAGUUCCUUAUUUGGUCUAAACGUUUCUCGUAAAGAUCGCGCAGUGAACUCUCCAAUUGUUGAGUUAUCUUCAAGUGCUGAUAUACCAAUGCGUUCAGUUAUUAUUGAUGGCAGACGCAAAGGCGAGCGAAUAUAUAUGGCACCGCCAAAAUAUAAACUUGCAGCUAUUACAGAUUCAUUGGCUCGUGUAGUAUUACUUGAUAUUAAACAUCGUCUUAUGUUGCGAAUUUGGAAAGGAUAUCGUGAUGCACGUUGUGCCUGGUUAGAAGGUUUGUCCACUUUGGAUCGGAAAAAAAACAAAUAUGAAUUACAAGUGCAGCCAUCAACCGUGUUAUACUUGGUGAUAUUCGCUCCUAGGAGAGGUUUACUCGAGGCAUGGAGUAUGCAAAAUGGAAAAAGAGUCUUUGCCUCGCAAGUAGAUCGUGAUGGUCGAUUGAUUGGAGUUCAGAGACUCAGUGACCAGUUGUUGGGUUUUGAUGACCGAGCAACAUCGUAUUUACCAUCCGUUUUUUUCUUAUCAUCGAAUGGGAAAAUUCAACGUCUCUUAAUACCGUUUCAUCGCGCCUUAUCAGACGAAAAUGGCUCUGCUGUUCAUGAUUCAAGUAUCAUCAGAGAAAUUAAUCACAUGACAAGAAAAGGAAAGAGUGGAGAUUUGCUUAUGUGGUUUAAGUUUUUCCGAGCUCUACGAACUGCAGCAGCUAUGAAAGAAAGCAUCUGUAUUUUGUGGCGUAGUUUUGAUAUCGACUGUUUCAAAUUUCGUCCCAUACUUACUUCGAUUUUGCAACAUGUAGAAAGAUACGACACUUUGAACAAAUCUAUGGAUCGUGAUGGUUUCUUAAUAUAUGUCAGCGCAGUAUCACAGUUGCUUGAUGCAUUUAUAACUUUGCACAAAAUAAAAAGUGACCCAGCUUACGAGACAGAUACAGAAAUUGAAGAGAAUAAUCUGUCCCAUGAAUUUUUUAUCGACAAAGAAACAAUGGAUUUGUGUACAACGCACAUUUACGAAUUUAAUGGUAGUAGUACUCUUGAUGAGAAACCAGAACUCAGUUUCACUGAGUAUUUAUCAAAUUUCGAUUUAAAUCAAUCAAAGAUAUCGGCAUCGAAUAGGAAUUUAGUAACAAACAAGCUGCUCAGGAAGACUCCAACAUUUGGAAAGUUGGUAUUUAGUGGCAUAUUAACAAAGCGUUGUACUGUACACAACUUUGUAAACCAGAUAUUACCUAAACUUGGUUUAUCGGGGGAAGAAAUUGCUGAAUUAUUUUGUACGUAUUGGUUAAGUUCUCGUCAUGAUUGUUGUUACUCACUGUCUCAUGUUUUAACUCUCUGCGCACACUUAUCUAAAUUCGAUUCCAGUGUUCAACUCUGCUAUGAAGUUAAUUCAGCCUUAUCUCUGUGUUUAGUUGCACGAGCACUUUCAUUUGAUCUACAAUAUUCAUACACUGAGUCUAAUAUCGGUAGCCAAGAUAGAUCAGAUCCUGAAGACUGGGAUCAUAUUGAAUUAAAAUUGGAGUGGUGGGAUUUGCUCCUCAGACAUUUGAUGUGUAUGAAUGCUCUUGGGAAACUUUCUAGUAAACUACGAGUUAGAGUAUUGGACUUGAUUAAUAAUGGUCCAGCUUACUACAGAGAGCAGGUCGGCAAAUGGUCAGCAGAGUUCAUAACAGAACCUGAGCAUUUUUAUGAUAUAUUUAAAGACUCAGCAUCGAUCAACCCAAAUGUCGAGUGGCAGAUAAUAAUUAGCGACUUGAAGAAAUUCUUUCCUAUAAGUUUUUCAUCAGAGCUUGUCAUGUGUGAUUGUGCUUGGGAAUGUACUAGUGAGUGGAGGCGUAGCAAAGACAAAAACCAAGCAUAUGAGCUUUUGGAGAAAGCAGUAAAAUUUAUAGAACUUACCAGCCAGGCAGGUCGAUUACAACAUGGUCUUUGUACUUUAUUAUGGGAAACAUUUUUAUGCCAACCUUUUCGAUAUAUUUAUGACUUUCUAAAUCGAAAAUCUUCUCAGUAUAAAAAAUUGGAAGACUGCCGGAUUAAUAUUAAGCGCUUUUCUUUAUGCUGUUCGAAAAUCCUAGAAAUGUUACGGAAGUCAGUUCGUUUUGCUGAAGAUAUGUCGCUUGAAAUUAGAGAUUCUUCAAGCAGUGUGAUCAAAAACAAGUUGUUUGAGGAUUUUAUCGAAGCGAUUUUUGAAUUUCAACAACGCAAACAGGCCAAACCAAAAAAACCAUUAUGUGACCUGGCAGUUCAAAAAAAGCCCGUGAAUUUUCCACUGGUUUGUCAUCAUCAUGAUCUGGCGAUGGUGAUCCAGUUGCAGGCUUCACUGGAAGAAUGGCCUCCAGGACCAAAAUAUUUUUUCGAUGCAGUUGGUGAACGAGCAUUCUUCGAAUCACUUUAUACUCAUCCGCUUAUUCCAUUGGAAAGUAUUUCUGAGAGUUUACGAGAAAAAAGAAUGGAGUUCUUGAAAAAGUGUGUUGAAAGUAACGGUUCGCCAGAGUUUACUCGCUACCUACGCUUUCUCAUCUAUGAUUUAGCUGAUGACUGGAAGCUUAAUGUUGAUGAAAUUAAAGCAAAGGAAGUAAUUAAUUUGUUCAAAAAAGGCCUUGAUAGUGAAGCGAAGGAUAUCUUAAGGGUUAUUGAAAGUAUGGAACUUCUACCAUAUGAACUUUUUAACGUGGCUGUUGCACGUGUGCGGAAGUGGUUUGAUACAAGUGAUGAUGAUCUUAUAAUGCGUGGCCUAAAGAUGUCCGCUAUAGAUAAUUGCAUGAUCAAAUACGUUCAUGAAUCAAAAAUGGAAGUUGUUAUAGUUCCACCAAGUGAUAUUGAAGGACUCAUGCAGCAGGUGAUUAUGUGUUUAGACCGUGUGCAGUCUACUGAUCAAGCUGUCCAAACCUACCAUCUCGCCAAAAAAUUCGAAAAACUUGUAGCUCUCAUUAAAUAA